Glossina fuscipes is the source of this 8688-nucleotide messenger RNA. RefSeq names its product ets DNA-binding protein pokkuri (gene aop). NCBI's taxonomy places the organism in Eukaryota, Metazoa, Arthropoda, Insecta, Diptera, Glossinidae. Gene Ontology annotation, biological process: regulation of transcription by RNA polymerase II; cell differentiation. Gene Ontology annotation, cellular component: nucleus. The record is from RefSeq and is a predicted model, not a curated record. Gene Ontology annotation, molecular function: DNA-binding transcription factor activity, RNA polymerase II-specific; sequence-specific DNA binding. The transcript has 4 exons. Bases 4835 to 7135 code for a protein of 766 amino acids.
UAAGACACUGAGCGAACAACACAAAUAUUGGCUGAUAUGUACAUACACUUUUGAGUACACGGAGAGAAUAAGGUGAAUAAGCAAACAGACACAAAAUUACAAGCCUUUUACACUGGCUGCGUACAAACCAGACAAAUCUAAUAUAAGACAGCGUUGCUACAAUGACGCUGAUGCGACGCAUUGUCGUUGGCAUUACAAAUACAAGACGUUAUAAUAGUGUGGUUGCUGUUAUUAUUGUUAUUGUAAAUGCUUUAUGGGCGGAACGACAAAACACAAUGUUUUACUUUAACUGCACUGGGUUAUAAGGUCUUACUUUUUUGUUUAGAACAAACUGAAUACCUCUUUGCAAAGAAGAUACGGUAUAAUGCAUAAUCCAAAUCUAUUUUGCAUGCGCAUGCGCGUAGGUGUAUUUAUUUACUAAUUUAAAAUGGCAAAAAAAAAAAAAAAAACAGGAAGAAAAAACCACAUAAUAAAUCCAUGUAAACAGCUUCUUGAAACGUGUACAUUAUCUAUAUAUAGAAUCGUCAAAAGAUUUUUCUUCGCUAUCAUCGGGAAAUAUGGGAUCGAUGUGAUGCUUUUUUCUAACCCAAACUAUCAGAACAAUUGCAAAAUCUUCAUUAGUCAUAUUAGUUCGCAAAGCUUAUCCUAACCCUUGCGUAUAAAUAUUGCAUAAAAAAUUAUUUUCCUCAUCUUCAACUACCCGGACGAUACGAAUAGUUCCAAACGCAAUCUUAAAUGAAUUUUCUUGCAUUUCUCUAUCCCGUACAUUGCUAAAUUAUUCCUGCUUUUAAAAACACGUUAACAGUUUUGCAAUAGUUCGAUUAAAGAGAAGUCUUUUUUCAAAGGCGGCACUCGACAAUUCGAUUCUUUCGCCACCUACGCCUCCUGUUGCUCUUAUUGAAGUCAUACGGCGGAAGUAUACAGUCUUCCGACAAACCAGUUACAAGACGAUUUCGAUGAUUACAUAUAAUCAAGAAACGCGCAUAAUUCUCUCUGUUCUUCGCUCCCUUCCUACGUGGAAUUUUUUAGAUCGCCUCCCUUUAUUCAUUCUUUGUACAUUUGCGUAGUUAUACUUUACCACUUGAGGUAAAAGGAUAUAUUAAGUUUGUGGGAACGCAUACAACACCCCACAAGAAGUGGAGAUAGACCCCACGUGUAUUAAAACGAUCGAUUAAGAAUCCCUUCUACGAUUAUCUAUCUAUCUGUUCAAGAUUUUUCUUGCGCUCCACCUAGCGUUCGUAAUCUAUGAGAUACUUUGAUGAAAUCAGGUACAUCGACGUGUUUUGGCCCAACGAUGUUCCCAUUUAAUACCUUAUUUUGAAAGGCCUUUAUAUGAAUAACUACAUCAAGAGAAAUGUUGUAAGGUGUUUUAACAGAUUUUCCAUUUAUUUUACUUAUUUAAUAUACAUUUUGAAUUCAACAUCAAAAAACUUUAGCUAAAUUAGUUUACUUAAUAUCGAUUACCAUAUGACAAUAAGACAAAACGAAAAUGCUAAACAUGAAAGAGUUUUACAAAGUCUAACUCGCAGUUCCUUUUUUUUUUUAAGCAAAUAUUCAAAGCUUAGUCCAUCGAAACAAUUAUAAGGACUGCCCGGUGAAAUUUCUCGCAGAGAUGUCAUAAAGAGUGACCUUUGUCAAUGCAAUGGCAUGCCACUUACCAACCGAUCAGUUUGGUGUUUGAAAAGACAGGCGGCACUUUCUACAAGUUGACCAUGCUAUACUUGGACGUUCUUUAAAGAUGUAAUUAAAAAAAUAUCAAAUAGAUGUUUGAUGCUGUUUGUGUAAACAAUUAACAAGGAUGCUUGCAAUAAAAAAACUCAGUAAAAUUGGAAGACCUCCUGUUAUUUCCGUUACGCUUGCCAAGCUAAUGACGGGUAUUUGAGAAUCAAAGAAGUUUUUCUAGGGCUUUGUCAACAAACCUUGAAAUGCCGGCGCUAUUAAGCAUUCGUUUUAAAUUUCAGAUCGAUUUCACACAAUUAGCUCUAUCAAGUACUAUUAAGUGCUGCUAACUAAUCGAUAAUCUGUAUAGUCAUUAAUUGCUAAACAUUAAUAAAUAUUUGCUUUAAAGCUGAAAUCGAUAUAUACUGCUUAUGCUGGAGUAAACUGCUUGAGAAAUCUUUUACAUAAAUCUGUCUAUUUUUCUACACAUCACAGUCGGUCAUCGAUUGUUGAUUUGCUAAAUUUUAAAGUAAGAAGAAAUAUUUCUAUUAUAUUUUAUAUCGCAAUCUUCUAUCAAGGGGCUGAUCCUAGACGUCGUUGUAUUUGAAUUCAGAUCAAUUUCUAUUAUUUAGAAUAGAGGGCGAAAAAAAAAAAAUGUUAAACAAAAGUUUUACAUAGCAUGGCUUCAUAAGCAUAUCCCGCCUCCUUAACGUAAUCAAAUAAAUGUUUUACAGAUAGAUAUGAUAAAACUUUUUAAUAUGAUAAGACUUCGAGUUUUUUUCUCGAAUUGAAGAAACAUAUACGGACAAGCGAAUAGGUAGAUAAACAUUAUUAUUCACUUCGGCACACUAUUAUACUAAAGCCAGCGAGCUCUGUACGGGACAUAUAGUGAUGGCCACGCUUUUAGUGCUUAAUUUAAAAGACAAUGGUUAGCAUUGGAUAUGUUAUUUUGAACAAAGCUCUUAAGUGACAUUAAAAUGUUCUAUAAGGAAUCUAAACCUGAUUGUUAUUCUUUUCGGUUUAAGUCACUGCUUUUUUUUUGUUAUGAUCAAUCACCCAGCGGGGUAUGUCCCCUGUUCGUGUAACACGAUAACACGAAUGGAAAGAAGUGAUGGAAGAGAAAAGGAUAGGGGAGAUAGUGAUGGCAGCCUAGCGAAUGGGCGCCCAAACUCUAAGUGUUAUUGUGAAACGAAGUAACAUAAUUUAGAUCUAUGAAGGAAAUGGAGGAUUUUUUAUCGGCGACUAUUAAAAAAAAAAAAAAGAAAAUGAUAUAGUUUUGAUAUUAGCCGAGUCGGUUUCAGCAUGUCCGCCCAUCCCUCCGCAAUGUAUUGUUAGAGAUGAAAAAUAAAGACUUUCCAUAUUUAUUUUAAGAGAACAAUUAACUUAAAAUUCUAAGCCGAUAAAGCGUGUUGUUAACGAUUCCGUGGCGAAAAAGUUGGGAUAAAAGGUAAAACGCUUCAAUAUAUAGGUAACGAACUGCAAGCAAACAUUUAAGAGACCAGUUGUAAAGAUUUAGUGAACGAAUAGAUCCAAUCUCCAAUUGAUGAUGAAACUUUGCAAUGAUUGGGAUUCGUGACAAUGAAUAGGAAAUAAUUAAAUUAGUAAAAUAAUACAUGGCUUGCGGAAAUUUAAGAGUUCGCUUCUCGCUCUCAACGAACGAUUGAUUACAUAAGAACUAUGGAAAACUUAUUUAUGUAGAAAUAUUUUAAUACUACAUCAAUCAUCGUGAUAAAGCCACACUUUCACGUUACUGUUAGCUGAAUUCCCCCCAAAAAUCAUCUAAAGCAAUUUAAUACCAACCUGUUGUAUAUUCGUUGUUGCUGUUUUCUCUGUAUUAAACGAGCUCUCUUCUCAGCUCUCCGUUUUCCAUGUAUGACGCAUGCAAAGAAAUGUCUUUUUCUCUCUGUCCGUUUAACUUACUAGGAGCAAUACAAAGGCUUUUUUUUAUUUUAUAUAUGUAGGCUUUGCUUGGUUAUUUGUACUCAAGUAGUAAUGCAUUGUAUUCUGCCGUUUUCUCGUGCUUUUUCUUUGGUUUAGCAACUGGUGAGUUGAGCUAAUCACCACCGUAUGCGGAAGCUAAACUAGUUUUCACUUGACUUGGUAUGGAUGUGCUCCACUUACAGCUGAAUGCGAUUGUUAUUGUUUUUGCCUUUUUUUUUUUUUUUUUUUUUUUUGCUAUGUGCAUGUUGAAUGUAGCUGUUUGCAGUUACUGUUACUUUGACGACAUUUAAAGCUGAUCGAAAGCUUCUGAUUCUAUCACAUAUUUGUGCUGUAGAAAAACACUUCCUCAAUCUUUUCAACGACGACAAGCAAGCAAGCAAGCAAGCGAGCAAGCAAGCAACAACAACAACAGCAUCAGUAAUUUACAUGCCUGCAGUUCAUUUGCCGUAAAUUUAUGUGGGUUGGCUAAGGGGGAAAAAGGGAAUAGAAUUUAUACUUAAUAUGAUGAUAAUUGAAUAACAACACAAUGAAUGCUUAAAAAAGCAUUUUUUAUUAUUAUUAUUAUUAUUAUUUUUAUUAUUUUUAUUUUUUUUUUUUGCUUUUUAUUUUAUUUUUCUUACUCGCCAGACAGAAAUUGCUUAUUUAAUUCUAACAAUAUAAAUAAAUACUUGCAUAUGGAAAAUACGCCAGCACUUGUUAUAAGAAAUCAUUUAUAGGAAAAAUUUUUCUAUUAUUUGUAUAUACAUAAAAUACUUACAUUCCCACUCAGAAAAUAAAAAAGUAAAAAAAAAAAAUGAUAUGACGAAAUCGUUUCAGAGGAAAAAUCGAAAUGUUUUAAAUGUUUGUAUUUAAUGAAAACAACACCAACAACAAUAGUAGCAGAAGUGCAUAUAAAAGCGAAGAAAAGAGACUAAACAGAUCUGUUUGCGGAAAUUGAGUAACGCAAACAGAAAAUGUCAUAAGAUUAUGAAUACGUACGGUGUGUGGCGUUGUAAUAACAAUAAUAAUAAUAAAAAUAAUAAUCAUAACAACAACAGCGAAACCACACAAACAUUAUUAAUAAAAACCAAAUAAGAAAGAAAGAAAGCUUUAACAACAGCCACACACAACACUUCAAACGUAUUGUUACUACAACUGCUUCCUGUGGAAUCCAAUGUGCGCUGAAAGCCGCGAAUUAAAUAGUUUUUAUCAAAGUUCGGAAAAAACUUCAAAAUUUUCGUGUUAAGAAAUCAAAAUGAAAAUGCUGCCAGUCCAGUUAUCGUUAAAUCCACCAUUAGGCCUUUGGAGUGAUAUGUUAUGGCGUUGCCCACCUGCGCCGCCCAGCCAAUUGGCCGAACUGAAAACUCAGUUGCCUCCGUCUCUCCCUUCAGAUCCGCGUCUCUGGAGUCGCGAAGAUGUUGCGGUAUUCUUACACUUCUGCGAACGGGAAUUUGAUUUACCCAAAGUCGACUAUGAUCUCUUUCAAAUGAAUGGAAAGGCAUUAUGUCUAUUGACGCGAGCCGAUUUCGGACAUCGUUGUCCGGGGGCCGGAGAUGUUUUGCACAACGUAUUGCAAAUGUUGGUUAUUGAAUCGCACAUGAUGCAAUGGCAUUUACCAAAUAGCCCCGUAACGCCAACUAGCCGUUAUCCGUUAUCACCGCAUAGUCACCCACCCACUCCAACUUGGCCCCCAAUAGCACCGCCAGAAAGUGCCUUUCAUCAGACCUCACACUUAGCGCCACAUCAUUUUAUGGCUCCAAAUUCCGUAACGCUUAGUCCCCCGCCUUCCGUAGAUUCCCAAGCCAGCAGCCCGCCUCAAAGUCAAGAACAACAACAACAAAAUCAGCAGCAACAAACAGCUUCUACUAGCCAGGCCAACAGCAGCAGUAGCGGUAGUAGUGGCAGUAGUAACAGCAGCAGUAGCAGUAGCAAUAGUUCAGGUACUAAUUCUUCCACUAGCGCGUCAUCAUCGUCUGCUGCAGUCGCAAACAAUGCUUUUAGUGCCUUGAAGCAUACUAAUGGCACAAGUGCUAGCAGUCACCAUUCAGACUCAGACGAGGAAAGCUUUGCAGAAACUUCUCAAGGGAAUAGUGCAUUAGCUAAUUUCUCUGCCCAUACUUAUCCAACGGGUCAUUACAAUAGUAGUCCACCCGCGACGCCUGUACUGAAAGAUAUGCCUCCAAAUAUAAAGCAACAAAUUAAAAAUACUUUUGUAAACACAUGGUCUCAACAGCAACAUCAACAACAACCGCUGCAACAGCAGCAUCUCCAACAGCAACAACAACAGCAUUUAAGCCACGAAUCUAAUCGAUCACAGGUCGGAAAUAGUGGCAGUGGAUCAAUCUCAGCACCAACAACACCCAGCUAUAUGCAGCCAGUUAAGCGAGAAUUCUUUCCUGAUAAAAAUGACAACCGCUACUUGCAACCGGUGAAACGGGAGUUUUUUCCAGAAACCGCAGAGCCCAACACAAACGGUCGUCUAUUGUGGGACUUUUUACAACAACUGCUUAAUGAUCGUAAUCAAAAGUACAGCGAUCUAAUCGCUUGGAAGUGCCGUGAUACAGGUGUCUUUAAAAUAGUUGAUCCCGCCGGUUUGGCCAAAUUAUGGGGUAUACAAAAGAACCAUUUAUCCAUGAACUAUGACAAAAUGUCACGAGCUUUACGCUACUAUUACCGAGUCAACAUUUUACGCAAGGUGCAAGGCGAACGGCACUGCUAUCAAUUUUUGCGUAAUCCGACCGAGUUAAAGAAUAUCAAAAAUAUUUCCCUACUAAGACAAACCGUUGCCAGCGCUAAUGUUGGCGGUAGUAACGGUACGAAUAACUCAAAUUCUAAUGGCACCAACAAUCAAACGUCUUCAUCUAAUAUGAACACAGCAGCAUCUAACAAUGGUACUACAUGGGCUAUGCCGUCACAAGGUUCUCUGCAGCACUCUAUAAAUAAUACGCAACAGCAAAAUUCUAAUCAACGCGCUACGUCCCAAGGUAACCAACAUUUGAGUUUGCCUAAUGGAAUUUCCAGCGCUGCAGCUGCUGUAGCGGCUGCAUACGGGCCACCGCCCUCAUCCCCAUUAUUUAUGCAUGCGAUCCAUUACCUAUCUUCCAAUGGCGGCAUGUUGCCCAAUUCGCCGGUAACUUUACCCAACACUCCGAAUGAUAAAUUCCAGUUCAAUGUCCUAAAAUCUGCCGAGCAAAAUCCUACACCCUCUCAGGAUAGUUCGAGUUCAUGCGAAGAAAUGAAACCCACGGACUUGAGUGUAUCGGCAAACAAUGGCAACAAUAACAGUGGGAAUCACAAUAACAAUUGCACAACUGAGAAACGACCAUACUCAAGUCCUUCGGCACAGGAUGAUUGCUAUCCACUGAUACGUAACGCUGAUGGUUUGACAACAAUUAAAUUGAUACGAUACAAUGAAACGGAGACAUCCGCCCAAUUGGAUACCACAGAUUCACAACAGCGUCAAACACCCACCCCUAUGGAAAGCGAAGCGAGUGGUUGUAGUAUUGAUAGCAGUCCUGGAUGCGAUAAUGGUGGACCUACAGAUUUAAGGAAAUGAUAACUCUAUCAUAUCACGAUAAUCACUUAUGUGCCGUUAUAUCGACACGCGAACACGUCUAAAGAAACAAUUAGCAGACAAUGGCAAACUACGUACAAUUCUUAUACAAAAUGUGUAGCUUAAAAUUUACCUCAAAAUGAAUGUUGUUGUUGUUGUUGUUGUUGUUGUUUUUGAUAAUAUAUCAGAAGGAAAAAUAUGGCUAUUAAUGCUUACAAAGUAUGUAGUUGUUGGGAUAAUAAUUGUCAGCUAGGUUAAGUGUUUUUAUAACAAGCACAUAUAUACAUAUACAUGCACAUAUAUACACACACACACACACACAAACACACACACACCCGCGCUUCAUACAUACAUACAUAUACACACGUAGAGAUAUAUAUGUAUAUAAAAACAGUAUAUAACUUAUCAUUUCAUAUAAGUACUCGUAAAUCGAGUUAGACAAGUAAGCUUGGAAAUUUUUUUAAUAUGUUCUACAUACAGAAAAAAUUACAUGCGUGCCAAUUUUAUGUCAUCUUAAUAAUCAUAUUUUUGUAACUAUAUUUAAAUAUUUACUAUAUUAGUUAAGUGUAAUCAAAUCCUGAUAGGCGAACAACACAUAUAUAUAUAUAUAUAUAUAUAACUUAGUAGGCUUGCACACUUUCACGGCAACAUGAGUAACAAAAGAAGGGUAAUUAUAUACGAUUUUUAUUUCUGCUUUCUGUAACAAUGAGGAAUCUCUCGCUGCCUUUUAAAAACUCCGCGAAGCAUGCGAUGCAUUCAAGUCCGUGUGUCCGUGUGUCCGUCUUCCAAUAUAAAUUCACUGCCGCAACUAUAUAGAUAACAGAAUCUUACUUCGAACACAAAUGUAAAGUUCGCCUAUAUUGUCUUCAUUGGUUCGCGAUAAUUGAAAAAAAUAAAUAACCCGAGUCAAGUAUCGACCUACAUCCGUUAUUCGAACCUCUACUCCUGUGAAAGUGGAAUGAAAACUAAAGCUUAUCAAGUGUCGUUUUACUUGAUAGUAUUCUGCCGCCCAAGACUCAGUAAUAGCAAAGAAGAGAAAAAAUGUAAUCAGGUCUUAAUAUUAUUGCUCGUAACUUGAGAACCAUGUCAGGUAUUGACUAAAACGUUAAUUCAGAAAUUUAACCAAGGUAUUUAAAUGAAGAAUGAAGGAUUAAGAUUAGCCAACUGACACGCCCGUUAUUAUUAAGAAGCUUUAUUCAGGUGACUGAUAUCUAAAAUUCGUUUCAAGGCGAAUAUAAAUUUCUUACUUGUUCUUCCUCUCGUUAUAAGUUUAGAUCUUAAAUAACAUUGACUCCCUUUAAGUGAAAAAGAAACAGCAAAAAACAAAAAACAGAAAUGGUUUCAUUUUAAAUAGAACUGUUAAAGAUAAAAUCUCUUUGAAAACUUUUUGAAAAUACAAAUAAAACAAAAUUUUGAAAACUGUAAAUGAUUGUGAUAGAAAAUGUUAGAAGAGUACCGAAGAGACAGAAAUUAUUUAACUAAGAUUGUUUCAUUGUAUUCGAAAACGUUUUUUUUUUUUAUUUUUACAGAUCUUUCAAACAAUUUGUAAACUGCAA